Acyrthosiphon pisum (pea aphid) is the source of this 2086-nucleotide messenger RNA. RefSeq lists its product as uncharacterized. The transcript is spliced from 4 exons. Bases 260 to 949 code for a protein of 229 amino acids. The record is from RefSeq and is a predicted model, not a curated record. Lineage: Eukaryota; Metazoa; Arthropoda; Insecta; Hemiptera; Aphididae.
ACCGGUGGUGGGAACCACUUUCACGAACGCCGCCAUCGCCGCUGCUUAUAAAAAGGCACGCACACGGCUCAAAACGAUUCAUUGCGUGCUCCCCGCGUUUCCAGUUUGACUUUUGCGUUAUCGUAGACAUUUUUCCCCUCCGUGACUAACUUUUCUUCCGUGCUUGUUGCGUUCGAUUUAAUUUUGUGCGUUCCGUUUCUAUUAAUAUUUACGAUUUGUGAUUCGCAUUACGUUAUUUUCUCGUCGGAACCGCAACACAAUGGCGUUCACGACAAGAUUAUGCAUGUUGCUGGCCAUCGCAGUCCCCAUAUUGGCACAAACCUUUAAACUCCCCAUAUUGGGAAUCGUUAAACUCUCCAUAUUGCCAAAAACCAAUGACCUCCCCAAUGAAUAUCCAGCACAACAUGAAAAAGACACCCAGGAUCUUGAAAAUAUAUUCUCUGAAACGCACAUGGAUUCCUGUCCACCAUUUGGACACUCGGACAACAGCUAUAACGUAACGGUGUUAGGCACUAUAGCACCGAAAAUAGGUGGAUGUGCUUCUAUGGUACGUGAACCAAACCCCUAUAUUACACCAUCGUUUAAUUUGUGGCUGGGCAGUCCCAAAACCGGUGGUGGAAAGUGCGGCGAUAAAAAUAUGGACCACUACAUUUUUGAGUGUAGGUAUAAAUUCCCGUCUUUCUCAGAGGAAGACACACUAGAGGGCUGGCAUGUAUUGUUAUACGACGAUGUAUGGGACGGACAUCCAGAAUUCAGAUGUGCUUUAUACGAAACGGUUAGAGAAGACCCACCAAUGUUCAAGAUGGUGAUUAGUGGGACCCACUCGUGCGAGGGUCUAUCGAAGAGAAUGGAACAAUCUGAGCAAGCGGUUCCCGAGGGGUCCCGACAUAUCGCCGAUGGAUCGAUAGCUCUUAUUUUUAGCAGAGAUUUCCCACUAUCACCAAUGUAGAGGAAAAAGCGGUCAGAGGAACAAGGGCCGUGGAUGCAGGUUACUUCAUAACUAACAUACUUAAUAUCAUAAAAACAUGUCCUUUUAUUUUUUAAGGCAAUAAGUUAGUAAAUAAAUAAAUAAAUGUCAUCUUAUUGUAAAAUAUAAAUAAUACAAGUUUUUUUUAAUAAUAAAACUGUAAAAUGAAUUUCCAAUAUGAGUAUACUUGUGUGUGGCACAUAUAACGCAAUUAAAUUAUUUUUAUAAAGUAAAUAACAUUCUCAUAAAAUUAUAUCAUACAAAUUCAUAAUUCACCAUUUACGUUACGAAACAACAGGUAAAAUUAAACACCAGUAGGUAUUACACAAUAAUAAUUACACCCUGAUCAUCUAGAAACAUGAUGAAAUAACAAUUAAUAUGUACACCACAAUGCAUCUGACGUAAUAGCAUUUGCAUCUCGAUGAUCCACGAAUAAUAUAAUACAAUAAUCGUCCAAUUACAACCACAUACCAAUAUUAUAUGGAAGAACAUAGAAGACAAUGCAGAUAUUUUGCAACAAGUGGAAAUAACAAACUUCACUAAACUUUAUAUAACCAACACCUACACGGAGAAGUGCGCUCUCGGAAUAGGUACUCGUUUUUCCUCUGGGCAUGCACACGUCUCAUUUCACAUACUCUACGGAUAUUCUAUGGACACUCUUCGGAUCAAUUGGAUUAUUUGGACGGACUUAUUACUUAUUACUAAAAAUCUUACUAUAUUGCGUUGAUGUAAACACCAGGUAUGAACUUAUACCGGUAUAUUCAUUUUAAUCUAUAUAAUUUAAAAACACUCAUGUUUUUUUCAUUACUGUCUAUAAUUUUCUCCUAUAUCUUUGAUACCAUUUUAUCCAAUCAUAACAUUUUAAUAUGCAUUUUUAACAAACUAAAUAAAGUAUAAGGUAAAUUAGUAAACAUUAUAAAAUAGUUGAAUACCAAUAUAAGUAGCAUUUAAAAUAGUAACCAUACUUACACAAAAUAGUUUAUAUUAAAUUGGAUAGGUAUUGUAGACUAAAAAUCGUAUGAUAAUAACGUGCAUCCACUCACAUAUUGUUAAAUAUUUAAGUAGGUACUUGUUUACUCAAAUAUUGUUUGAAAUUGCAUAUUUUAUACCUUUUUAUAA